UGAACCAUCUCUUUGAAGGGGAAGAGAAACGGAUUGGACUUUCUGGACUUGAGUUCUGGAAAACUCCUGACGAACAGCAGUCAUGAGUGAGAUGGCCCAGAAUUUCUUACAUACCAUUCUGCAGCAACUGGCCUGCCAUUUCACGUGGGAUUUAAAGAAGGAAGAUAUCACCCUUGAAGAUCUCGAAGGUAGAAUCUGUGAUCAGAUUGAGUUUCUCAUCACAAAAUCCAAAUUUACCUCAUACAACCUCUUGGCUUAUGCCAAGUACUUACAAGGCCAAAAUGAGGAAGCCUUGGAAAGUUUGAGAAAUGCAGAAGAGGAAAUUCAGUUCUAUUCCAAAGAAGAAGCCGAAAUUCGACAUCUGGUUAUCUGGGGAAACUGUGCCUGGGUGCAUUACCACAUGGGCAAUCUUGACAAAGCUCAGAACUACGUAGACAGGAUAGAGAGAAUGUGCAGCAAGCUUUCAAGCCCCCACCGCUACAAGGUGGAGCGGCCGGAAAUCUUCUGCGAAGAAGGGUGGGCGCUAUUAAAGUUUGGAGGGAGAUAUUGUGAAAGGGCUAAGGUGUGUUUUGAAAAGGCUCUGGAACAAGACCCCGACAACCCAGAGUUCAAUUCUGGCUUUGCCAUCACGGUGUAUCGUCUAGAAGACUUUGACAGACGAGGCCGUUCUAAUAAACGCUUCUCCCUAGAGCCUCUGAGGCAGGCAGUCAAGCUAAAUCCAGGUGACCCAUAUGUCAAGAUGCUUCUUGCCUUGAAGCUUCAGGACGUACACCAGGAAGCUGAAGGUGAAAAGUACAUCCAAGAGACCUUAGUUAAACACUCAUCAUCACCUUACGUCCUCCGCUACGCGGCCAAAUUCUACAGAAGGAAGGGCUGUGUCGAUAAAUCUCUGGAACUCUUAGAGAAGGCCUUGCAGAUUACACCAAAUUCUGCCUUCCUAAACCAUCAGAUGGGGCUUUGCUACCGGGCCCAAAUGAUUAAAUUAAAGCAAGCUGCAAAUUACAAGAUGCGAGGGACAAAUGAAGAGAAGGUGAAAAAAUUAGUUGAAACCGCCAUAUUUCAUUUUACAGUGGCAGUGGAACAGAAAGCAAACUUUGUGCAUGCCAACACAGUCCUUGCUAGCAUGUAUGCAGAAUUAGGUGAGCAUGAAAAAGCAGAAAAAAUAUUCCAGGAAGUAUUUCGGAUGGAGAAUAUUAUAGAUACUGAAAGACAAGAAGCCCACUUGUACUACGGUCGCUUUCAAGAGUAUCAAAUGAAAUCUGAAAGCAAUGCCCUUAGUCACUAUGUAAACGGGUUAAAAAUAACAAAAGACUCAGAGGUAAGAGAUAAACUGAAAACUUUAGUGCAGAAAAUAGCCAAAAAGCGACUGAAGCAAAACAGUUCGGAUUCGGAGAGUCUGGGUCUCCUUGGGUUCGUUCACCAGCUGCAGGGAGAAACGAAAGAAGCGGUUGACUACUACCAGAAAGCUCUGAAGCUGGAUCCUGCUAACGACGAAUACUCCAGUGCCUUGUGUCACCUGAAGCUCAAAAUAUAAGCCUGGGCUUUUGAUUAAUCAACCCAUCUCCCUCAUGAAUGCUCUUUUCAGCAUUCUCUUUCAAAAAUAAGUGUGAAUGGUGUUAUCUUUCCCAACAACCAUCACCAAUAUAUGAUAUUAAAAUACUUUUGUUGGACUCUGUUCAUAGACUUUUUUUCACUCCUCCUCUGCCUUA
This is a messenger RNA of Tachyglossus aculeatus (Australian echidna), 1709 nucleotides long. RefSeq names its product interferon-induced protein with tetratricopeptide repeats 5-like. The coding region runs from base 83 to 1534 and encodes 483 amino acids. The record is from RefSeq and is a predicted model, not a curated record. Lineage: Eukaryota; Metazoa; Chordata; Mammalia; Monotremata; Tachyglossidae. Gene Ontology annotation, biological process: defense response to virus. Gene Ontology annotation, molecular function: protein binding. The transcript has 2 exons. Gene Ontology annotation, cellular component: cytosol.